This is a messenger RNA of Caenorhabditis auriculariae, 2507 nucleotides long. NCBI's taxonomy places the organism in Eukaryota, Metazoa, Nematoda, Chromadorea, Rhabditida, Rhabditidae. The record is from the annotation of a GenBank genome assembly.
AUGCUCGCCUACGAAUUGAAACAAGCUGUGAGCUUCCGGCCGGUUAUUGAAGUUGUCGCGACUUUGGAAAGGCGAUUCAAAACGUUUAUCGGCGUCGUUUGGCUCUUCGGAGUCGUUUAUCCGCUUUGCCUUUGGGCCACUUUCUUCCCUUUCGUUUUGGUAGGUUUUCAUGACUUUGCGAAAAUUAUUCUGGCUUAACUCUGUAAAUAUCGAGCAUUUCCUUUUUUUUAUUUACUGAGAAAAUUUUUUUUUUUAGUUUGAAAGGUUCCUAUCCCAGUGCUUUAUUUUAAAAGUCAACUAAAAAACUUUUGAAAAAUUAACUUUCUUCGAUUUUUUUAUCCGAUAAUGUCAAUGAAUGGGUGUAGUUUUGAACGAUUUCUUCAAAAGCCCUAUUAAAAUUUUCAAAAUAAUAGAAUAUUAGAAAAAAUUUGGACCAUUUUUUUCCGAAAUGAUUCUAAUAAAAGCUCUUUCAUCUGAAAAAUAUUCUUCAAUUCUCUAAAUACUCUCAUUUUACUUGUAGCUCUUCACGGGCCAAUGGAUUUUGCUCGCUUUGUACGCCGCCUGGUUUAUUUACGACAAAGAUGCUCCGAAAAUGGGCGGCUACACGGCCAAGUGGUUCCGAUCGUCAGUCUUUCCUCCUGUUUUUAUCAGUGUCCCCGUGAAAAUCCCAUUCGUUUCUCUAUCAGACUCCAAUCUUACACAACCUUUUCGUUGAAAUGAUGAUAAAACUGAUAAGAAUUUCCAGAUGGAGAAUCCACAAAUGGUUUGCACAAUAUUUUCCAGUUCAACUCCACAAAACGGUCGACUUGCCCACUGAUAAGGUUUGAGGGAAAAAUAGAAUUUUGAGAGAAAUGAAAAUGAUUUUCAGAACUAUCUACUCGCCUACCAUCCCCAUGGGAUUUUGGGAAUGGGCGCAUGGGCCUCUUUCAGUACCAAUGGAUGUGGAUCUUUUGAAAAGGUCGGUUUCAAAAGGAAAUUGGGGAUUUUGCAGGGUUUUGGGUUGAAAUACUGUUUUUUUUUUUUGUUAAUUCAGAAAAAAAAUGGGUGAAUUUAUGAAAACUGUAUAUGAAGGUACUUGAAAGGUGCUUUGAAUAUCGUUUGAGCGUUCUUAAAAAUUUAAAUUUUUAAUUUGACGAAAAGAGAGGAAAAUGAGAAUAUUAGGUUCAUUUCAUUGUAGUUCUUUCAUGUGUUUGUGUAGAUAUUUCUUUGACUUAAAUUUCGAGAACAUGAAAAAAAAUUUUUAAAUGUUCAGAAAAUUUCCUUUUCGAUCUGAAUUUUAAUGGGCUUAAUUUUUAAAAAAAUCUUUAAAAAAAAUUUUUAAAAAAAUGAAAAAAAUCGUUCCUCACCAAGUCGAUUUUUUUCACAAACUGAUUUUUUUCCCUUCAGUAUCCCGGCAUCCGCUUUUCGCUCUGCACACUUCCUAUCAACUUCAAAUCCAUGAUCAGGUUGGUUUUACCUAAGAAGUUUUCCAAAAAUCUAAUUUUAUUUCAGACGAGAGAUCCUGAUGUUGCACGGUGUCGUGGAGAGCUCCAGAGAAAGCAUCGAAUAUAUUUUGAACUCGGAGGAAAAAGGAAAGGCCGCAGUGAUUGUUGUAGGUGAGAAAAUAAGGAAAAGAAGGGGAAAACUCGAUUAUUUUGAAAAUUGGAUUAAAAACGGGUGAAGACUGAUUUUUUUUCGCAUUUUUUAAUUAUUCAAACGUAAAAUAAAAAUGAAGGUUUCAAUUCGGUUUCGUUUCCAGGUGGAGCCGCUGAAGCUCUAGAAGCUCAUUCGGGCAAACAUACCCUGACUUUGGCCAAAAGAAAAGGAUUCGUCCGGGAGGCUCUCGUGACCGGGGCCAGCCUCGUCCCCGUCUACGCGUUUGGAGAAAAUGAGAUUUUCCGACAGGUUGGAAAAAAAAGGAAAAAAAAUUGAGGAAAUCAUGAUUUUAGGUCAAAAACCCGGUCGGCUCUCGGCUGAGACGGUUCCAGGAAUGGUCCAAAAAGACUUUUGGCGUCUCCUUGCCGGUUUUCCAUGGCAGAGGAUUCUUGCAGGUAUGAUAGAAAAGCUUUAAAAAAAACGAUUUGUUUUAAAUUUGAAACAGAAGUUUUAAUAACCCUGGGUAUCGAAAAUUAAUAGGAUUCGUGGAAGUUUCGAAAAAUCUCAAUUUCAUUCAACUUCAGACCACUUUUAGUACGGUAGUUUUAGCUGGAUAACUAGCUAGAUAGUUUUAUGUUACUAUUAAAAAGACAAUUGAACGAUCUCAGGCGUCAGUACUACCAAAAACCUCCAGUUCCUUGGUCCAAAGUUUGAUCAUCUCCGAUUUUCAGCCCUUCAUCGGCUAUCUCCCCCUGAGAAAGCCAGUGAACGUGGUCGUUGGGGCGCCGAUCGCCACGGAAAAGUUGCCAACGCCGACCCCAGAACAAAUCGAUGAACUCCACCAAAAAUACAUCGAAGCCCUGAACGACUUGUUCGAGCAGCACAAGGCAAAAUAUGGCGUCGCCGCCGAUGUUCACUUGAUUUUGCAAUAG